AUGGCACUCAAGCAGCGCUUUGACGAAGCGUAUUGCGCCAAGCGCGGUCACGUCUACUGUGACAGCUUCCCGAUGCGCGCCGUCCUCCGGUUCGGGCUCAUCAAUGCGACGUACAGCACAAGCAGCCGGAUUGCGAGCGCCUCGCUUCACGCAACCUUCUUUGACGUCCCGAUGACCAACUCGUCAACGCUGACCGAUUUUUGCGGCCACGUGACGUCAAUUGUGUUGGCGGCCGAGCCAACUUUGAGCGCGCUCUGCGAAGGCUGCCAACGGACGCGCGAGACGUCUGCGCUUGGCGACUGGAUCGACGACAACUGCGUACGCAAUACGUGGGUCGAUGGUCUCUCGACGUUUUGCAUCUUUUACCGCAGUCAAAAGAUCUACCCGGAGCUGAGCCCCGCGUGCCGGUACGCUAUGAUGAAGCCGAGAUUCGACACGACGUUCGCGGACGUAUGCUACCACACGACCUUUCCCGCCAAGGUCCAACGUGAUGCGAAUGCGCUGGCGGCCACGGCGGUGGCGCUGGGCGUGGUGAGCUUCGUCCUUGCCUCGGUGCUCUGUUUCCUCCAAUGUUCUCGGGACUCGGUCGACGAAGAAGACGAUUUGAUUGGAGAUGUUGUGCCAUGA
Saprolegnia diclina VS20 is the source of this 627-nucleotide messenger RNA. RefSeq lists its product as hypothetical. The coding region runs from base 1 to 627 and encodes 208 amino acids. The record is from RefSeq and is a predicted model, not a curated record. The transcript is spliced from 2 exons. NCBI's taxonomy places the organism in Eukaryota, Oomycota, Saprolegniomycetes, Saprolegniales, Saprolegniaceae.